This is a messenger RNA of Phlebotomus argentipes, 3475 nucleotides long. It is a transcript of the gene dl, whose product is annotated as embryonic polarity protein dorsal. The coding region runs from base 1447 to 3315 and encodes 622 amino acids. Gene Ontology annotation, cellular component: cytoplasm; nucleus. The transcript is spliced from 10 exons. The record is from RefSeq and is a predicted model, not a curated record. Gene Ontology annotation, biological process: non-canonical NF-kappaB signal transduction; inflammatory response; canonical NF-kappaB signal transduction. Lineage: Eukaryota; Metazoa; Arthropoda; Insecta; Diptera; Psychodidae. Gene Ontology annotation, molecular function: DNA-binding transcription factor activity; DNA binding.
AGUGAAAUAUCGCAGAAAGCUCGUGGACAGUCAGAGUGUAUGGACGUCUCUGUGUUGCGCCUUUUUCAUGUGGAGUGUCUCAUUUAAUUUCUAACGUCUUUCCGUUGUUGAAUCUCCACGAAAGCACCUUCGAGGAAAAUUUGUUUAGUGUCACAGUUCAAAAGGCUGGAUAAGCUGUAAUUGUGCCAAUAUUGGGUCUCGCACAAAGACCUGUUGAGUUGUUGUAAGAGGAAAAAUUGUGAGCGAUUUUUUUUUGGGAAGUUUGUCGAUUCCGGUUGGGGGAAUUUUGCAACAUCAACUACGUCACUAUUCAUCAUCUCCGUCUUUAACAUAUCAGCAGAGAAGUCAGUGUAUGUUUUACUGUGAACGAGCUCUAUACGAAAAAAAAUAUCAACCUUGACUGUAUACAGAGUUAACAAUUCUCCAGCUCUAUUGCUCAGUUUUUUUUCUCCUUCUUCGUGUGGACUAUUGAUAGACAAAUUCCACCAAUACAGUGCUUUCUCAGUGAAUUUGUGUGUUGUUUUGAUAAGAGAAAGCCAAUAUCCACGACUUUGAUGACGACACGCAGUGCUCGCUGUGAGGUACUGAUUAGUGCCCAGUAAUAGCUUCGCUCUCCGCCUCGCCGUGACCGCCUCAAGUUCAGGGGGUGACUAGAGAAUUCCAAGAUCCGUGGCAGAGUGUCUCGAGCGUCGAGGAAAACGUACUUUUCGCCUAAUGAGCUAUGUAAUUGGCAGGCCUGGCUUAAUGGAGAGGCUGCCCUGAGUAAAUAGCGAAGGCGUGCAGUUGUGUGAGGUGCCACAGUGCCCGGUCGCAGUGUUAUCGGCAGUGACCGAGUCCACCAUCUGAUCGACAGCGUACGCACACUCGAUCGCGACUCUGCCUCGCGGACACCGAUUGCCAACACCUACGAGCGGUGGGAGCCGAUCAGCGUGUAUGCGUGCCACGGGGAGCCGCAUAAAUCCAGUUGAGCGGGAAUAUCGCUGAAAGUUUGUGGCAGAAGGAGCCACUGAUACUCUUCGAGAGAUCGGCAAGAAAAUCAGACAUUUUUUGGUGGUGGUGCUUCACAUGUUGGAUAAUUACACUUUUUAAAUGUGAGCCGCAAGUUAGAAUUGUUAGACAAAAGUGCCAUUUUUACGUGUGUUUGCAAAUGUUUAGACUCUGUUCUCGUUGUUCUCGCCUCUAAUUUGCCAUCAAAUUUAGAGGGUGAUGAAGCAAAGCAAAAUGAGUGUUAAUUUUGUGAUGUUGCUGUAAGAAAAGUUUAUCGUGAUACUUGAGAAAGAGAAUCAAGACGUGGUAAAGGAAGAAAAAAAAUUGUUGUCCAAUUUGUUGGAGCUUUGUUACUUGGGAUAGAAGUUUUGGGUCUUGGUCAAUAGUUUGAAGCUGCUCUCUUACUGUCGCAAAAUCACCUGAAUUUCCGAGAUCAUCUGCUCAACACAAAUCACAGAGAUGGAUCAAGAUGAAAUAGGAGACGUUCCACUUAACUUGGACAAUGCAAUAUAUCUACAGGAUGAGAAUUCACAGAUCAAUAUAAGUGAUGUCAUUGAAGUUAUCCAAACAACGGAUCCUGCAUCAGCAUCAGCAAUGUUUAAGAACGGGGAAGGAUCGUCCCAGAGACAACAGUCAGUUGGCAAUAGUACAAAUACAACGAGUCACAUACGGCAGAAUGCGUAUGUGAAGAUCACGGAACAGCCGGCCCCGAAGGCGCUGCGGUUCCGAUAUGAGUGCGAGGGCAGAUCGGCGGGCUCGAUUCCGGGUGUGCACAGUACACCCGAAAAUAAGACAUUUCCCAGCAUCCAGGUGGUUGGGUAUCGUGGCAAGGCUGUCGUUGUUGUGUCAUGCGUCACCAAGGAUCAACCCUACAAGCCUCACCCGCACAAUCUCGUGGGAAAGGACGGCUGUCAGAAGGGUGUGUGCACACUGCAAAUAAAUGAGGAUACGAUGAGUGUCACCUUCAGUAAUUUGGGCAUCCAGUGUGUGAAGAAGAAGGACAUCGAGGAUGCCCUUCGGCUUCGCCAGGAGAUCAAAGUCGAUCCGUACAAAACUGGAUUCAACCACAAGGACCAACCCUCAAGCAUCGACCUGAACUCAGUGAGACUCUGCUUCCAGGUGUUUGUACAGCAGGAUGAUUACAUAGCUCUCCCACCGGUUGUGUCGGAUCCCAUUUUCGACAAGAAGGCCAUGUCUGAUCUCGUCAUCUGCAAACUCAGCCAUUGCUCUUGCAGCGUGGCCGGUGGUCAGGAGAUGAUUCUCCUGUGCGAAAAGGUCGCCAAGGAGGACAUCCAGGUGCGCUUUUACGAGGAGAAGGACGCUCAGGUGGUGUGGGAGGCCUUUGGGGAUUUCCAGCAUACCAAUGUACAUAAGCAAGUUGCCAUCACGUUCCGGACGCCACGAUAUCGUCAGACAUUUGAGGUGGAUCAAAUAGUUAAGGCAUUUAUCCAGCUGAGGCGACCAUCCGAUGGAGCUACGAGUGAUCCGCUGCCAUUCGACUACGUGCCCCUGAAUUCAGAACUUAAACAUAAGCGACCAAAAAUUGAGAACAGGGACAUGCUAUACAAAAGAACACAAGAACACAAUUUGCCCAGGAACCCCCAGCAAACCCUCAAUAAACCGGAUGGCGGUAGGCAGAACAUGGGCUUUCUCAAUAUCCCUAUGGCGGACCCGAUCAAGAAAGAGCCGCGGGAUCUGUCGCCGGGAAACCAAUACAUGUUCCCGGGCACGUACAGGAAUCCCCAGACGACUCCGUCGCCUCAGCCCAUGUCACCGGCCACGCCGAGUACGCCGGCAUACCAGGUGCCCAACGUUGUGUCUUCAUUUGCUCCACAGACGCCGCACUUGGCGCCCAACUACGAGAUGGACUUCGCUGGCAACUACCCGAGCCACUUCCAGGGGCCCUUCCCGCCAGUUCAGCCCUCGCUGCAGCCUCAGUGGAACGUCCUGGGCGUCCCCAAGUCGUCUGCCAGUCAGCUAAACAACUUAGGCAUUCUGACUCCUGCGCCUCAGGCCGCCGAAGCCGUGCCCGCGACAUACAACGGAGACUCCGCCACGAACCUCAGCAAUCUACUCAUGGACAUGGAUAGUCAGCAACUCACCCAGCUCAACUCCGCCGAACUGUCUGGUCUCUCGCUCUCGCUCCUGGACGGCCACUUCCCCGCCUCGGCAUCCGAGGCGGCGGCCGCCGUGAAGCAGGAGGCCGCCGCCCGGAUGGACGCCGACCAGGACAACAUGACUGAUAGCUUCACGAAACUGACAACGGCCACCAUCGAUGAGCUGACCAAUCUUAACAACAUGUACAACCGGAACAACAACAACAACUGACGCCCGCAGCCGCACGAGAACAAAUGUGAACGCAAUGACACAGUGUCUUUCUAUUAAUUAAUUUUAAGCUAAUUAAACUGUCCCUUUUUAUCUCGUUAGCCAUUUAUGUUUUGCAUUAAUCUGAGAUUAAACGGUCCACGGUGGUUCCGCAGAAGAGUAA